This is a messenger RNA of Phodopus roborovskii (desert hamster), 4950 nucleotides long. RefSeq names its product spastin (gene Spast). Lineage: Eukaryota; Metazoa; Chordata; Mammalia; Rodentia; Cricetidae. Bases 281 to 2125 code for a protein of 614 amino acids. Gene Ontology annotation, cellular component: microtubule cytoskeleton. Gene Ontology annotation, molecular function: microtubule severing ATPase activity; ATP binding; ATP hydrolysis activity. The transcript is spliced from 17 exons. The record is from RefSeq and is a predicted model, not a curated record.
CGGCGGCCGCGGAGAGGUGCGGGCCGGACAGAGGACAGAGGAAAAGGAGGCGGGCAGGAGCCGCCGGCCGCGGGAGGAGGUGGAGAAGGGGUUGUGCUCCUGGCCAGCGGAGGACAGAGGGGCGGGGCCGGCGAGCGGCGCGUGCAGGUGCGAGCUCCCGGGCUCCGCGGGCGCGCGAGCGGCUCCGUGGCCCCCGGCGCCGCAGUGGCCGCCGCCGCCGCUUGGUCGCCGUCGGUCUGGGGGAGGCGGGUUAUGGCGGCGGCGGCAGUGGGAGCUGUGAAUGAGUUCUCCGGCCGGACGACGGAAGAAGAAAGGCUCCGGCGGCGCGAGCCCGGCGCCCGCCAGGCCUCCGCCCCCCGCCGCGGUCCCCGCCCCUGUCUCCGGCCCGGCCCCUGCGCCCGGCUCGCCGCCUAAGCGGAACCUGUCUCACUUCUCGUACCCGCUGGUCGUCGGCUUCGCCCUGCUGCGCCUGCUCGCCUGCCACCUGGGGCUCCUCUUCGUGUGGCUCUGCCAGCGCUUCUCCCGCGCCCUCAUGGCCGCCAAGAGGAGCUCCGGGACCGCGCCGGCGCCUGCCUCGCCCUCACCCCCAGCUCCCGGGCCGGGUGGCGAGGCCGAGAGCGUCCGCGUCUUCCACAAACAGGCCUUCGAGUACAUCUCUAUUGCCCUGCGCAUUGACGAGGAAGAGAAAGCAGGACAGAAGGACCAAGCUGUUGAAUGGUACAAGAAAGGUAUCGAAGAACUAGAAAAAGGAAUCGCUGUUAUAGUAACAGGCCAAGGUGAACAGUAUGAAAGAACUAGACGCCUUCAAGCCAAAAUGAUGACUAAUUUGGUUAUGGCCAAGGAUCGUUUGCAACUUCUAGAGAAGCUGCAACCUGUUUUGCAGUUUUCCAAGUCACAAACGGACGUCUAUAAUGACAGUACUAACCUGACUUGUCGAAAUGGACAUCUCCAGUCAGAAAGUGGAGCAGUUCCGAAGAGGAAAGAUCCCCUAACACAUGCUAGUAAUUCAUUGCCUCGAUCAAAAACAGUCAUGAAAAGUGGAUCCUCGGGCCUUUCGGGUCACCACAGGGCACCUAGUUGCAGUGGUUUAUCCAUGGUUUCUGGAGGAAGGCAGGGAACUGGUCCUGCAGCUGCCACACAUAAGGGUAUUCCAAAACCGAACAGAACCAACAAACCUUCUACACCCACAACAGCUGUACAGAAAAAGAAAGACUUGAAAAAUUUUAGGAAUGUGGACAGCAACUUGGCAAACCUCAUAAUGAAUGAAAUUGUUGAUAAUGGGACAGCUGUUAAAUUUGAUGAUAUAGCUGGUCAGGAAUUGGCAAAACAAGCACUACAAGAAAUUGUUAUUCUUCCUUCUCUACGGCCCGAGUUGUUCACAGGGCUCAGAGCUCCUGCCAGAGGGUUGUUACUCUUCGGUCCACCUGGAAAUGGAAAAACAAUGCUGGCUAAAGCAGUAGCUGCAGAAUCUAAUGCCACCUUUUUCAAUAUAAGUGCUGCAAGUUUAACUUCAAAAUAUGUGGGAGAAGGAGAGAAAUUGGUGAGAGCUCUCUUUGCUGUGGCUCGAGAACUUCAACCGUCUAUAAUUUUUAUAGAUGAAGUUGAUAGUCUUUUAUGUGAAAGAAGAGAAGGGGAGCACGAUGCUAGUAGACGACUAAAAACUGAAUUUUUAAUAGAAUUUGAUGGUGUGCAAUCUGCUGGAGAUGACAGAGUACUUGUAAUGGGUGCAACUAAUAGGCCCCAAGAGCUUGAUGAAGCCGUUCUCAGGCGUUUCAUUAAACGGGUAUAUGUGUCUUUACCAAAUGAGGAGACAAGACUGCUUCUACUUAAAAACCUGUUAUGUAAACAAGGAAGUCCACUGACCCAAAAAGAACUUGCACAACUUGCUAGAAUGACUGAUGGAUACUCUGGAAGUGAUCUAACAGCUUUGGCAAAAGAUGCAGCACUGGGCCCUAUCCGAGAACUGAAACCAGAGCAGGUGAAGAAUAUGUCUGCCAGUGAGAUGAGAAAUAUUCGAUUAUCUGACUUCACAGAAUCCUUAAAAAAGAUAAAACGAAGUGUGAGUCCUCAAACCCUAGAAGCAUACAUACGCUGGAACAAGGACUUUGGAGACACCACUGUUUAAAGGAAUGCCUUUGUAAGCCCGCAGAACAUUCUACUUCACAAGAAACACGAGCUUCAGAGAAGUUACCAACUGCAGGAACUCAGACUUCGUUAAUAGGACUUUUUAGAGUUCCUUUUUGUGUACCAAACUUGAAGAGGAACAAGAAGACAGACCUAAAUAAAAUAUGCAGUGUGAAUGGAGUUUUUGUUUAAGGCCUUCUUGCCUGGCAGUCAUGGUUUUCUCAGUGGGCACUGUUAGUUAGAGCACAGCAAAAAUAGAUUCUGGUUCUUUAUUGAUAGUAAUCAUUAUGUAAAUAAUAAUUUGUACAUUGUGUUCAGGUGAAAGUAUUCCAGAGACAGUGACUGGAAGACACAGAGCUGGCUGUUGUCUGUCUCCUGAUGUUUUUCUUAUAACACUCUAUUUUCUGGUUUCCUUUCUGCUGUUACCUUAGCUCCCUGUGAUUAGAAUACCAAGUACUCAGAGUUCUUUCUGCUUUUCUUACCAACUCUAGUGUGCCAAAUGGAACCAUUUUCCCAUCUGCAGUAAGGAAGAACUACACUAAGGCUUUUUUUUUUUAACCGAGAUAACAAACAGUAAACCACUAAUACCUUCUUUUCAUGUUUUGUUUUUCUAUCUUAUUGCCUUGCCACCAAACAGCUUAGAAAGCAAUUUAAUAGCCACAGAGAAAAGCUGGCAUGACAAAGGUUUGAAGUUUUGAGUCAAUGUCAUGUAACAUGUAGUCUGCCCUUGUGUGCCCUGCAGUAUUUUUUUUUUUCUAAUAUGUCAGAAAUCCAUUGUAGAUUUAACUUAUUCCAGCUGAAAUUCAUUUUUUGUGUUGGAGUUAUUCUGGUAUUUUAGAGAGCCACUUUUAAUUGCUAUAAAUUGCACCAGUGUGAGAGAAGGAGGAAAGACAUGUCUAGUUUAUUGCUUACUACUUUCUUAACAAGGUAAUUAAAUGCCAGUGGCACCACCAUCUUUUUACUAAUUACUAUCCCUUCCACGAAACUGAAAAUGCCCAAUUUUUCUACAUGACAUAUAUUUUAUAGGCUUCCUGUGCGUACUUAUUAACUAAAAAGCUCUAGUCUAUUGAUCUACCUUCUGUUUCCAUAAAUGUAUAGUAAUUCUUUGUUGUUUGCAUAAAUAUGGCUGGACUUUUAUUAUAAAAAUGCAUUACAGGAAGUGGAGGCUCAUGUGUGGCCUUUUAAGAAUUGUAUCAAGGCAAAUGGACAUUUGCCAUUAGUUUACUGUUUAAAAGUUUGUUUACAGAAUUUUUCUUUGGUGCUUAAAUGAUGCUGUGUAAAAUAUCAUGAAUAGAAAGAAUAGUGUUGUGGUAGUAAUACCAACUCUUCGUGUAAGAAAAAUGUUUGAGAAAACACAUUAAAACACUUGCCCUCUCCCCAGAUGAAAAUUUUAUGAUAAAGACUUACAUCCUCAAUUUUACUCUUGGUCUUGUUAAAGAUUUAUCUAAGCAUAGAAGAUGGGUUAUUUCUUAGAAGCAUAUACCAUUUAUAGCUGUAAUUUAAGUCAUGUCUCUUUUAAUCAUGAUUUUAGACAUCCCUGAAUGAUAAAAAUGAAAAGCUUAGAAGAAUAGGAAAACAAAUUUAAACCAAAGCUGUGCAUAUUUUUGGUUCUGGCUAAGUGUCAGUUUAAGGUGUCAUAUGUUCGAGCAUUAGUUAUAAACACUGAUGAUGCAAGCCUGUGAUGAGUCGUGCAGCCGUCCUAACCCAAAACAUCUACAAUAAAGCUCUUGAACUUCAGUUUGUUUUCAUUUAGGAAGGGAUUAAUAACAUCGCCGCUAUUUAUGUAUUGAGACAGGCUUCAGCUCCUUUUAAAAAUAGAAGGAUCUUUAAAGUUAUGUUUAGUAUGUGAAAGGGUUUUAAGAGAUAAAAUUUUCAUGUGUCUAAAAGAUACAAAAGUUGUUAACCUAAACUGCUAAGUCAAAGGUAUUAUACUGUGUGACUGUCCAUGUGUAUUAGCUCCUUUGUUCAUCAGAGAACACUUUCUGUAAUGUCUUAGGAUCCAGGUUUAUGUUAGCCUUUCUGUUGUUGUUUUUAAAACAGGAUCACAUGGAGCCUAAGCUGGCCUAAAACUAAAUGAGUAGCCUAGGAAUACCUUCAACUGAUUUUCUUCUCCACCUCCCAAGUGCUGGGGUGCCCAUGUGCACCCCACACUGGGAAGGCUUGUUCUUUUACAGUAAGGAUAGAUGGUUUCCAAAUUAAUAUUAGAUUUUAUUCAAUAUUAAUUUUAGAUUUUUGCAUUGAAUUCUAUUUAUUGUUCAAGAUGGAUUGGAGGCUGGAGGUGGUGGCACACGCAGAGGCAGGCAGAUUUCUGAGUUCAAGACCAGCCUGGUCUACAGAGAAAUUGCCAGGACAGGCUCCAAAACUACACAGAGAAACCCUGUCUCAAACCCACCCACUACAGUCCUUGUACGCCUGGUGAACUUACUGAUCACCUAACUGAGCCAAAAGAAAGCUUCAUACCAUCUUUCCAGAUCUGCUAGGGCUACACAGCUUUUCUGAGACUAGAAGCCAGUUGAUUUUUGUCCUUUUGUGCUUAAGGUGUAAAAGGACAAACAGAACUUUGAGUUAAAUAUGUGUGGCAUUCUCUGUUUAUAAUGUAAAACCUGUAUUGUACAAAAUUAGCUUUUUUUGUAGAAUGAACUACUUACAUUUUGCUUUUUGGAUUCUUAAGGAAGAAGAUUUUCUUUUAAAUGUCUGUCUUGAUUUUAGUCUUAACUUUUUACUUCUAUAAAAAAAUGACUUUAAGGGGACACACAGCUGCAUAAAGUUGGUUUUUAUCCUAAUUAAUUUGAUUGUAAAUAAAUGACAAACCUUGUUUUGCCUUAA